GAUGAGAUUUGCUUCUUUUUUGUGUUUUUGACUUGCUGCGUUUUGCCUCUUCAUUGGAAAAAAAAACCCUUGAAUGGCGUCCUUCAAGUCGUCUCCAUAUUCAUCAUCUUCCCUAUCAAAUUCAAGAUCGGCAUACGACGUAUUCCUAAGUUUUCGAGGCGAAGACACUCGCAACAAUUUCGUCGAUCAUCUUUAUACGGCCCUAGUUCAAAGAGGAAUACAUGUGUUCAAAGACGAGAAGGCGCUCCAUAAAGGCAAAUCGAUCUCCAGGGAGCUGCUGAAAGCCAUUGAAGAAUCGAGGUACGCAGUUGUUGUUUUCUCUAGAAGUUAUGCCGACUCCUCAUGGUGUUUGGAUGAGCUUGUCAAAAUCAUGGAAUGCCAAGAUCAAAUGGGACAGAUGGUGUUGCCAGUGUUCUACCACGUCGAUCCAUCCCAUGUGCGUAGACAGAAAAGAGACUUUGAUACUGCCUUUCAGCAACACGAGGAAAAUUUUAGGGAGGAGAUGGAUAAAGUGCACAAGUGGAGGAAAGCUUUAGCUGCAGCUGCCAAUUUAUCUGGCUGGCAUGUUUCUGAAACAGGCAAUGGGGGUGAAUCUGCCAUUAUCAUCAAGAUUGUGGAAGAAAUCUUAGAUGGUAUACAACCACCCAUUAUGGAGAAAAAUCUAAUUGGUAUUGAGUCUCGUAUAGAUGAGUUAUAUUCAAUAUUGGGUAUGGCACAGACAGAAGAGGUGCGCAUGGUAGGGCUAUUGGGGAUGGGAGGAAUUGGUAAGACAACUAUUGUCAAAGCUUUAUUUCGAAGAAUUGCUCAUAAGUUUGAGGGUAGUAGCUUUAUUGAAGAUGUUAGAGAAAAUGGUUCUAGUAAAAAUGAUAUUUGUGGCUUACAAGAAAAUAUUCUAAGAGAUAUUCUAGCGUCACGUCGCGAGUUUUUUAUUAUGGGUCCUGAGCAGGGAGCCAACAUGAUACAAAGACUAAUUUUCAAUAAAAAGGUUCUUCUAGUUCUUGAUGAUGUGGAUGAUAUUAAGCAGUUAGAGUUCCUAGCUGCAACACAUGAGUGGUUUGGUCCUGGAAGUAGAAUCAUUAUAACCACUAGAGACGAGCAUUUGCUAUCAGGUGCAGAUGCCAAGUACAAACCUGAUUUUUUAUUUAUGAAUGAAGCAGUUGAGCUCUUUUGUAGGCAUGCUUUUGGGAAAAGUAGCCCUCCAGAAGGGUAUGAGGAGCUCUCACAUCGUGCAAUACGUUAUGCUAGUUGCCUUCCUUUAGCCUUGAAAGUUUUAGGCUCAUUCUUCCAUGGAAGACAACUAGGUGUGUGGGAAAGUGCUUUAAAUAGACUAGGAAAAACAUCAAAUGAUAAGAUUCUCGAGACACUGAAGUUAAGUUUUGAUGGGCUAGAUGUUUCUGAAAAACAAAUAUUCCUAGACAUCGCAUGUUUCUACAAGGGUAAAGAUGAAGAACAUGUAACUAGAGUACUCGAUAGCUUUGGUUUUGAUCCGGUGAUAGGGAUUAGUGUUCUUAUCGAAAAAUGUCUUGUAACCAUUUCAAAUAAAAAGCUAGAUAUGCAUGAUCUCAUACAGGAAAUGGGAUUUCGAAUAGUUCGUGAGAGUUCCCCAAAUAGCAGGCUAUGGCAACAUGAACAAAUCCGUGAUUUAAUCAAGGGAAACAAGCAGAAUCUAGAAGCAAUUGAAGCCAUCAUUUCGGACAGUGAAUACCACAUUGAUGACUAUGAUGCAAAGUUGGGUUUAAGUGCUGAUGUUUUUGAAAGCAUGAAAAAUCUUCGGCUACUUGAUAUUGAUGGGAAAUUCACUUCUACCCAACCUACAUAUCUCCCUGAUGAGUUGCGAUGGCUUUGUUGGAAUGAGUACCCAUUCUCGAUUCUUCCACUAGCAGAUAUGUGUAAGCUUGUUGGGCUGGAAAUGGCCGAAGGAAACAUUAAACAUCUAUGGGAGGGGCGAAAGAUUCUUCCGAACUUGAAAUUCAUUCACCUCGAAAGCUUGUGCAGCCUCACAUCGUUUCCAGAUGUCUCUGGGGCCCCAAAUAUUGAGAGGUUGAUUUUGUCAGAUUGUAGGAGUUUGUUGGAGGUUCAUGAGUCUCUUGGAUCUCACCAAAGGCUUGUUUACCUUGACAUGAGUGGUUGCAGGCGGCUCAAGCGUCUCCCAUCCAGGAUCAAGAUGGAGUCCUUGGAGACUUUAAUUCUUUCUGGAUGUAAGCGUCUUGAAAGAUUCCCAGAAGUCUCCCCAUGUAUGGUAAAAUUAUCACAUAUAAAUCUUUAUUCUUGUUCUGGAAUAAAAGAACUUCCAUCAUCAAUCAAAUAUUUGUCUAGCCUAAGUUUCUUGAAUCUCACAAACUGUUGGAACCUUAGGAAUAUACCAAACUCUAUUUGUGAGUUGAAGUAUCUUAAAUGCCUUCACCUUCACAACUGCGUGAAACUGAAAAAACUUCCAAAGAAGCUUGGAAGCAUGAAAAUAUUGGAAGAGCUUUGGUUAGGAUUUUCGGAUGACGUUGAAAGCAUGAAAAAACUGAAAGAGCUUCGGAUACGAUCUAUUUAUCAUAUUGGGGCGUUAGUAAGGCCUCAGAAGUCUAUUGGUUUUCAUAGUUUGACAAGUCUGUCUUCCUUGAGAACAUUAAAUCUAAGUUGGAGACAAAUUGAAGAGGGUAGCUUCCCCAAAAAUCUUGAUGCAUUUUCCUCGUUGGAAGAAUUAUAUUUAAGUGGCAACUCUAAGAUAGUCCAGUUACCUGCAAGCAUCUUCCAUCUUUCUCGUCUUAAACGGCUGGAGUUGAAUAAGUGCAGUCAACUUCAAAGUUUGUGUGUGCUUCCGUCAAGCAUACAAGAAUUGAAGGCAAAUGACUGUAUCUCGCUGAAAAAGAUCGGAAAUUUAUCAAAAGAGAGUGAAUGGUUGUAUAAGAUAUGGCUAAUUAAUUGUCAUAAACUGUUAGAAGACGAAGAGAAUCAUAGAUACCUUGAUGAGAUGUUGCAGAAAUCUUUUGUUGAGAAAUGUGCUGCUGUAAAUCAUCGUUUAAAUAUUACCAUUCCUGGAAGCAAGAUUCCAAGCUGGUUCAAAGAAGAAAAGCAUGGGUGCAGAAUAGCAUUGAAGCUUCCUCACAAAUGGCAUACCCAAAUCAUGGGUUUCGUGGUAUGUGGUGUGUUUCAUGGGGAGUGGCAGUCCGGAGCUAAUUUUCCUCGCAUCAUCUUUAGAAUUCUAAGUGACGGAAAGGUGAUUCCUACGUCAGAGGUUGAUUGUAUGAACAAUGCAACUGAAACAGACGAGAAUGGGAAUGCGUGGAUUAGCUAUAUCCCAUUGGGUUUUUUUCAGCAGAUGUAUCUUGAUCUCCAAUCUGAAGAUUGGUGCCAUAUUGAAGGUUAUCUUGACAUGACUGUAAUGCUAACAAAUGGAAAACAUUCUGUAAGAUGCGGGGCACAUGUUAUCUACAAAGAAGAUGUCCAACAAAUUACAACUUUUAUCUCUGACUAUGGGAACGUAGUGCAUGUUGAUAUUGAUAAGUAUAACAAGGAUCUAAGAUAUGAUGAAAUUAUAUCUGGCAACACCUACGUUUAUGAAGAAAUGUCUGAAGAGACGAGCCUGAUGCCUUUAAGAAGUAGAACGUCACAAAGGCGCAUCACGAAGAGCAUUUAUGCCAGCAUGUAUGCUAUGUAA
Lactuca virosa is the source of this 3649-nucleotide messenger RNA. The record is from the annotation of a GenBank genome assembly. NCBI's taxonomy places the organism in Eukaryota, Viridiplantae, Streptophyta, Magnoliopsida, Asterales, Asteraceae.